This is a messenger RNA of Canariomyces notabilis, 1431 nucleotides long. RefSeq lists its product as uncharacterized. The record is from RefSeq and is a predicted model, not a curated record. The coding region runs from base 1 to 1431 and encodes 476 amino acids. Gene Ontology annotation, cellular component: mitochondrion. Gene Ontology annotation, molecular function: metalloendopeptidase activity; metal ion binding. NCBI's taxonomy places the organism in Eukaryota, Fungi, Ascomycota, Sordariomycetes, Sordariales, Chaetomiaceae. The transcript is spliced from 5 exons.
AUGGCGUCCCGGAGACUCGCUCUGAACCUCGCGCAAGGCCUUCGAGGCCGCGCCAGAGGUCUUUCUGUGCCAUUCAGGCGAGGUCUCGCAACUCCUCACACGAAUUCGCCCGCCAUCAAGACCGAGACGACAACACUCAAGAAUGGCUUGACUGUUGCGACACAAUACUCUCCCUACGCCCAGACCUCGACUGUCGGCAUGUGGAUUGAUGCCGGGUCGCGCGCAGAGACCGACGAGACCAACGGCACCGCCCACUUCCUCGAACAUCUCGCCUUCAAGGGCACCGCAAACCGGACACAGCAGCAAUUGGAGCUCGAGAUUGAGAACAUGGGCGCUCACCUCAACGCCUACACCUCGCGCGAGAACACCGUGUACUUUGCCAAGGCGCUUAACGAAGAUGUGCCUAGGUGUGUUGACAUCUUGCAAGACAUUCUCCAGAAUUCAAAGCUCGAGGAGUCGGCCAUCGAACGGGAACGCGACGUCAUCCUGCGCGAAGCCGAGGAGGUUGAGAAGCAGCUUGAGGAGGUUGUUUUCGAUCACCUGCACGCCAUAGCCUACCAGAACCAGCCUCUUGGCCGAACCAUCCUCGGUCCCCGCGAGAACAUCCGCGACAUUACCCGGACCGAGCUCGUGAACUACAUCAAGAACAAUUACACGGCUGACCGGAUGGUCCUCGUCGGCGCCGGCGGCGUUCCCCACCAGCAGCUGGUCGAGAUGGCCGACAAGUAUUUUGCGAACCUUCCGUCCAAGGCCCCCGAGACGAGCGCCUACCUUCUUUCCAAGAAGAAGCCCGACUUCAUCGGCUCCGACGUCAGGAUCCGCGACGACACCAUCCCGACCGCCAACAUUGCCAUUGCCGUUGAGGGCGUUAGCUGGAACGACGACGACUACUUCACCGCCCUGGUGACCCAGGCCAUUGUCGGCAACUACGACAAGGCCCUCGGCAACGCCCCGCAUCAGGGUAGCAAGCUCAGCGGCAUCGUCCACAAGAACGACCUUGCCACCAGCUACAUGAGCUUCUCCACGAGCUAUAGCGAUACUGGUCUCUGGGGUAUUUAUAUGGUUACUGACAAGCUCUCCACCAUCGACGACCUGGUACACUUCACCCUGCGCGAGUGGUCCCGCCUGGCUGGGAGCGUUACCCCGGCAGAGGUUGAGCGCGCCAAGGCCCAGCUCAAGGCAUCCAUCCUCCUGUCCCUGGACGGCACCACGGCUGUCGCCGAGGACAUUGGCCGGCAGAUCGUCACGACGGGCCGUCGGAUGAGCCCCGGCGAGAUUGAGCGCAUCAUUGACGGCAUCACCGAGAAGGACGUUAUGGAGUUCGCCAACAGGAAAAUCUGGGACCAGGACGUUGCCAUUAGCGCUGUCGGCAGCAUCGAAGGCCUCUUUGACUAUGCGAGAAUCAGGGCCGAUAUGAGCAGGAACUUUUAG